Messenger RNA from Sorghum bicolor (sorghum), 1578 nucleotides. Its product is annotated as putative leucine-rich repeat receptor-like protein kinase At2g19210. Bases 277 to 1578 code for a protein of 433 amino acids. NCBI's taxonomy places the organism in Eukaryota, Viridiplantae, Streptophyta, Magnoliopsida, Poales, Poaceae. Gene Ontology annotation, molecular function: protein kinase activity; ATP binding; protein binding. The transcript is spliced from 10 exons. The record is from RefSeq and is a predicted model, not a curated record. Gene Ontology annotation, biological process: protein phosphorylation.
CUGCACUUCGCAGACUUUCAGAACACCCAGUUUCGACAGUUUGACAUCUACCUAGACGAAAAUAGGUUGGUACCGGUACGGAAGUCCUACAGCCCCUCGUACCUGAGGUCGUCCUCUGUGUCCGUGGAAUCCUACAGGGCUACUGACGGCAAGUACAGCAUCACUCUUGUUCCGACCAACACCUCCGUGCUGCCUCCCAUCAUCAAUGGGCUCGAGAUCUACGUUCGCGUCCCGUACGAGAACCCGGUGACACUCCCUCAAGAUUUUGACGCCAUCAUGGCUAUCAAAAUCGAGUAUGGAGUGAAGAAAAACUGGAUGGGUGACCCAUGUUUUCCAUCCAAAUAUGCUUGGGAUGGUGUGAAAUGUAGCAAUGCAAGUGGUAACACUUCGAGGAUAACAUCACUAGAUCUCUCCAACAGUUAUUUACGUGGCCCAAUAUCUAAGAAUUUUACACUGCUCACAGCACUCGAGAAUUUGGAUUUAUCUUACAACAACUUAAGCGGCUCAAUACCUGAUUCCCUGUGUAAAAAUUACACCGGGUCACUUAUUUUCAGGGAUCCACAGCCUCAUAAUCAUGCCGGAGUCAUACAAAGUCAUGGGGAUAACUUGAAAAAAACUGAGAAUCGGAGGUUCACAUACAAAGAGCUGGCGAAGUUCACUAAUAAUUUCAAGAAGUUCAUAGGACGAGGAGGUUUUGGGUCCGUCUACUAUGGCCAUCUGGAAGACAACACUGAAGUUGCUGUCAAGAUGCGCUCUGAAUCAUCAUCAUGUGGGCUUGAUGAAUUUUUAGCUGAGGUUCAAAGCUUGACAAAGGUGCAUCACCGGAAUCUAGUGACUUUGAUUGGUUACUGCUGGGAGAAAGAUCAUUUGGCACUAGUUUAUGAGCAUAUGUCUCAAGGCAGUCUUUUUGAUCAUCUGAGAGGUAAAACUAGUGCUAUUGAAGCCUUGAAUUGGAGAACACGUGUACAAAUAGUGCUUGAAGCUGCACAAGGCCUGGACUAUCUGCACAAAGGUUGCAAUUUGCCAAUAGUUCACCGGGAUGUGAAGACCAGCAACAUUCUCUUGGGUCAAAAUCUGCAAGUUAAAAUAGCAGAUUUUGGACUUUCCAAGACAUAUCUUAGCGAUAGUCAGACUCACAUAUCAGCAACUGCCGCUGGCACAGCUGGUUACAUAGAUCCUGAGCACUACCUCACUGGAAGGUUAACCGAGAGCAGUGAUGUGUACAGCUUCGGAGUAGUUCUGCUUGAGGUAGUCACAGGUGAGCCCCCAAUAGUAUAUGGCCAAGGCCACAUCAUUCAGCGUGUCAAACAGAAGAUUGCCACUGGUGACAUCAGCUCAGUUGCUGAUUUGCGACUUGGAAGUGCCUAUGACAUCAACUCCAUGUGGAAGGUAAUCGACGCCGCUAUGAUGUGCACUGCAGACUCUCCUGCUCAAAGGCCAACGAUGGCCACAGUUGUGAUACAGUUGAAAGAGAGCCUGGUGUUGGAGGAAGCUCGCGAGAAGGACAGUAGCGUCAGGGCAAGCCGAGAGAGUGAUAUUGAAGCUAAGGUGUCCACAUUACGUCCAUCAACAAGAUGA